Molecule: messenger RNA, 3650 nt
Organism: Gossypium raimondii (Peruvian cotton)
Lineage: Eukaryota; Viridiplantae; Streptophyta; Magnoliopsida; Malvales; Malvaceae
Product: putative pumilio homolog 8, chloroplastic
Biological process (GO): post-transcriptional regulation of gene expression
Cellular component (GO): cytoplasm
Molecular function (GO): mRNA binding
Source: RefSeq, a predicted model, not a curated record
UUCCACUCUUUACUCACUUCCCUAUUUUUUUUCCCGCUUUCUCCAUCUUGGCUUUCACGUUUGUUUUCUUUUUGUUGCUAGGAUUUCCCUUCUGUCGUUUCUUUUCCUUCGUAUCUCAAUCUCAGUCGAAUCGGUAAAACCCACCAUUUUCACACCUUUUUGCUGUCCAUUUCUCUUCCACCAGACCGAGCCGACUUUCCACUUAAUCGUAUCUCAAUCUCAGUUGAAUCGGGAAAACCCACUUUCACACCUUUUUGCUGUCCAUUUCUCUUCCACCACACCAAUACCUAUACCAAGCUAUGUCGGAACCAGAUUGUGCUAUUAUAGACCAGGAUGGCAGUGUGUAUUAUGGAAUGCUAAAGAUUUCGGGAAAAGAAAUUAACUCCACUUUCUUGGCGUUUAAAGAUGAAGAGAAAGCUUUGGAACUAUACACACAUUUAGUGGAGCAUCAAGAUGAUUGGAUUUUAUGCUGCCAUCAUCUUGUACGGUAUCAAGAUGAAUGGCUGGUUGCAUUAGAAUAUUCUAAAAAUAUUGUAACAUAUUUUAGAGAAAGGAUGGCGAGGUGGGAAAGUAGUAACCGAAAUGAGCCUGAAUGGUUCAAUUAUAUUAGUGAGGAUUUCGGUAAGAUCUUAAGGGAUGUGGCUUGUAUAUGGGCUAAAAGUAAUAAGAGCAUUCAUACGCAAGAUCCGGUAAAGUCUAUAUUCAUCACUAAUUUCAGUGGGAGGGUAAAGUUUUUACCCAAUUUAAAUGCAUCUGAUCAACCAAUGGAAGGUGAUAUUGAUCAGUUAAAAUAUUUGAUGAACUACAUCGUCAAUAUGCCAUUCGGAUCUGUUAUCCAGAAUUAUCAGAAAUUCAAUAUGCCGAAUGAACUAUUAUGUUUUCUUACCCAGCUCAAUUUUCGAAACUUAAAAUUCAUGAGUCCCGCGUUUCUACUGGAUGCGCCUUUAUUUUGGAGACCUGUUGAUAAGUUCCAUUUUAUUAUCAAUCUGGAUCACAUCAUGAAGCGUGGAGAGAUUAGUGUGUCACUUUUUGACGGUUGCCUAGAUCGCUUGAGAAAAAAAUAUUCAUAUGAUUGGGUGUUGGUGGUGAGUCAGCAUCCGGUGCUUAAUUCUAUACUCGAGCAUCAAGAUUUUCGUCAAUCAAGCAAUUACCAUGCCUCUGUAGUACGGUACUGCUCUAAUGUUUACCGUCAUUACAACGAUAAUACAGCACGAAAAAUUAGCAUCAUUAACAUUGAGAACGAGUUGAGCAUGCUACUGCCAGAGCUGUAUCUUCAUCUAUUUGAAGGUUUAAUCUUUUAUGCAAAAGGAAAAAAUAUCAGGUACCCAAUUUUUUCGAAAUCAAUUAUUUCUGAAAAUCCAUGAAAGGCCCCAACUGGAACGUGUUGGUGCAUGGAGUUGUGUUAAGCCCCAUGUUGAUGGUGAAGAGAGACUUUGAAGAUGCCGUCAAUUAUUUUGGUUAAAACUUUGAAGUUGUUGAUGUAAUUGGAUGCUUUCUUUUUGGAUACCGAAAUAUUGACAAUGUUAAAAGUAUAUAGUAUUGUGAUUUUGCACUUUAUUCAGUUUUCUUAAGGCCGUCUCUCUUGCCCUUCAAAUAAAACCCAUUACGAGGUUUGAAUUUUUAUAACAGCCCAUGGAUUCCAUGAAAUUUGAAAGGGACCCAGAUGGUUUCGCCUUCAAUUUUGGUGAUGUCUCGUCUUAUCACGCUGAAAAAUAUGGUUCUUACGAUGGUUUUAACAAAGGGUUUCAAUCAUCUCCACAACACGUUUCGAUGUGUUUAGACUCCACCUUUCUUGGGCUGCAAGGUACUGGAUACGAAAAGGGUGAUUCAUUUGGGUCUUAUAGUAUUGGUUACAAUCAGUCCAAUGAUUUGUCUUCAGUACCGAGUUGGCAUGAUAACCAAAGAAACUAUCUUUUGGAGCAGAGAAUGGAACAGAGUAGGGGAUUGGAUAAUAGGGGGAUGUUGCUGCAGGGUGCUUUUACCACUAGGCCCUACAUUGGUAACCCUUUUGUUUGUUCCCAGCAAUGUGGAAUUGAUGGUAAUGGAGGAAGAGCUGCCAUUGAUUCAUUGAGUUCUCCUGGGUUCUUGCACAGUAAGAUUCCUCUUGAGGAGAAUGUAAUGGAGGAUCAUAGUGUUAUCAUUCAAGGAAGAGGUUUGAAAUAUGAUAUCGAGAACAAGGGCUUUGAUUCGUUCAAAUGUUGUAAGAAAAAGACUCUCAAGGAGUUUGGAUUGCAAAACCUGCAAGAGAAAAACUCUAAACUUGAUAAAAGACAUGGAGAAAAUGUGAUACUGAUGCCAAGUCCAUAUUCCUCAGUUGAGUUUCAAGGUUGUAUAUAUUACAUGGCUAAGGACCAGAAAGGUUGUCGCUUCCAACGAAGGAUAUUUGAUGAAGGAAGCUGCUUGGAUGUUCAAAUUAUAUUCAACGAGGUUACUGAUAACAUUGUUGAACUAAUGAUGGAUCCCUUUGGAAACUACCUUGUCCGAAAGUUACUAGAUGUGUGUAACGAAGACCAAAGGCUGCAGAUUAUUCUCACUGUGACCAAAGAAACCGGACAGCUAGUGAGGAUUUCCUUGAACACAUAUGGUACACGUGUGGUACAGAAGUUGAUUGAGAUUCUCAAAUCCAGACAACAGAUUUCUCUUAUCAAAUCUGCUCUUAAACCUGGAAUUCUUGAUCUCAUCAAGGAUCUUAAUGGGAAUCACGUGUUGCAGCGCUGCUUGCAAUGUCUUAACAAUGAAGAUAAUAAGAUUAUUUUUGAUGCUGCUGCAAAAUUUUGCAUAGACCAUGGCUGCUGUGUGUUGCAACGUUGCAUUGCUCAUUCCAAUGGACCACAUCGAGAUAAGCUAAUCACUCAAAUUUCCAGAAAUGGACUUCUUCUUGCUCAGGAUCCUUUCGGGAACUAUGUUGUUCAGUACAUUAUAGAGCUGAAGGUCAACUCUGGCAACUUACUAUCUCAGUUCAAAGGGCACAAUGUUCAUCUCUCAAUGCAGAAAUUCAGCAGCCAUGUGGUUGAAAAAUGCCUCAAGCAUUUUGCAGAGAGUAGAUCUCAGAUCAUCCGUGAGUUAACCUAUGUUGUUCACUUUGAACAAUUAUUGCAAAACCCAUUUGCCAACUAUGUAAUUCAAUCUGCUUUAGUAGUAACCAAGGGUCCUCUACAUGCUUCUCUAGUAGAUGCGGUUCGACCACACACGAUCCUUCGUACCAGCCCGUAUUGCAAGAGAAUUUUCUCAAGGAACCUCCUAAAGAAGUGAUCGAAGUCACUUUGCCAAAGUGUUGUUGUUCGUCCAAAGUUUGCUAGCUUGUUCAGUACAAAAUAAGUAAAUGUCCUGGGAUUACUAGAUAGAGAAUGUAAGACGAAGCUACUGGUGCUGAAGUCUUUGAUGAAAAGACUUACAGCCUCAGAUCAGCGGAUCAUCUGCUUUGGAAAGAGUCCUAAGGAUGUAGAAGAAAAAUUUUGCUUCUAGUUGUUUAUUAUGUAGUUGCAACUUGUAUUAUUCUGUUGUCUUGUUGUUGUCUUAUGGAGCCAAACUUUGGAUGUAUGAUAUUUUUAUCACGUUCAAGGACUUCAAUUUCUGCUUAGGAAUGUUGCAAAUCUUAUGCCCCAAUUUCCCUUUUUCUCAUUUGGAAUUUGGAAAAUAAUUGAACAUCA